Punctularia strigosozonata HHB-11173 SS5 is the source of this 7341-nucleotide messenger RNA. RefSeq names its product P-loop containing nucleoside triphosphate hydrolase protein. Gene Ontology annotation, biological process: cellular response to heat. The transcript is spliced from 21 exons. Lineage: Eukaryota; Fungi; Basidiomycota; Agaricomycetes; Corticiales; Punctulariaceae. Gene Ontology annotation, cellular component: cytoplasm; mitochondrial matrix. The coding region runs from base 89 to 2530 and encodes 813 amino acids. Gene Ontology annotation, molecular function: ATP binding; ATP hydrolysis activity. The record is from RefSeq and is a predicted model, not a curated record.
CCGGCUUUCCUCUCGUUUAUAGUCUUGCCAAUUACACUUGCAUACGCUCCCGCCUGGUCGCUUUUUCUGCAACGUACGACUCAUCUGCAUGCUACGCACAGAAAUCACGAACGUUUCACUAUCUCGCAACGCGCUCCUACGGAAUGCGGUUCCUCGCGCCUUACCGCUUCGUGCGGCAGUCGCGCUUCAGCCGCGACCAAGCAUACCAUGGACGCCCAACUGUGGAAUAGUCAACCAGCGGAGGGGGUAUGCGCAACCUCCUCCCAACGGAGGAAAGGGCGGAAUGCCGGGGUUCAACAUGUUUGGGCAGCAGUUUGAGAAGGGAGACGCAUUGAAGCAGUUCAGUGUGGAUCUCACCGAGUUUGCGAGGAAUGGCAAGCUGGACCCCACCAUCGGAAGGGACGAAGAAAUCCGCAGAACAAUACAGAUUCUAUCGCGAAGGACGAAGUCUAAUCCAGUCCUUAUUGGUCCACCUGGUGUUGGAAAGACCGCCAUCCUAGAAGGACUAGCAAGCCGUAUUGUCGCUGGCGAAGUGCCGGAGUCCUUGCAAAAGAAGCGCGUUCUAUCUAUCGAUCUGGCUGCCAUAAUGGCAGGCUCCGGAGUUCGUGGCCAGUUCGAAGAAAAGUUCAAGGCCCUGAUCAAGGACAUCGAGGACGAGAGUGGGAACAUCAUAUGCUUCAUUGACGAAGUUCAUACUCUCUUCAAUCUCGGUAAAGCCGAAGGAAGCAUCGAUGCCGGACAGAUGAUCAAGCCCGCGUUAGCUCGCGGCUUACAGCUUGUGGGCGCUACUACACCCGAUGAAUACCGCAAGACGAUUGGCAAAGAUGCCGCCCUAGAGCGACGGUUCCAGCCAGUAACGAUUGAGGAGCCAUCGGUGGCAUCCACUAUCUCCAUUCUUCGUGGUCUCAAGACGCGGUACGAGGUUCACCACGGUGUGGAGAUCUCCGAUGGCGCGCUAGUGACAGCUGCUGUUUACGCUGCUCGUUACAUCUCCGACCGCUUCCUACCCGACAAGGCCAUCGACCUCGUGGACGAAGCUGCUUCAGCGCUCCGCCUCGCACAAGAAUCCAAGCCCGACGAGCUCGAGGCGCUGGAUCGAGAGAUCAUCACCCUCCAGAUCGAGCUCGAGAGCUUGAAGAACGAGAGCGAUGUGUUCAGCAACGAGCGACGGGAGAAGGUCGAGAAGGACCUGCACGAGAAAAAGGAGGCCGCCGCGCGCUUGACGCAGCUCUGGCAAGCGGAGCGCGACCGACUGAACAACGUGAAGGAGAUUAAGCAACGCCUCGAGCGUGCUAAGCAUGAACUCGAGGUAGCCCAGCGGGAGGGGAACUUCGAGCAAGCCUCGAGGCUGCGGUUUGCCACUAUUCCCGAGCUCGAACGACAGCUGCCGAAGGAGAGCGAGUCCGCUACCGAAGAUGGCGCCGAAGGGCCGCUUCCCAUGUUACAUGACCGAGUGACAUCGAACGAUAUCUCCCGUGUCGUGGCCAAGGCGACGGGCAUUCCCGUACAGAACUUGCUGAAGGGCGAGAGGGAUAAACUGGUCACUAUGGAAGAUACGUUGAAGCAGCGUGUGGUAGGACAGGAUCACGUCGUCAAGGCUAUUAGUGACGCUGUCCGAAUCUCACGCGCCGGUUUGCAACCACCAAAUCGUCCAGUCGCCUCCUUCCUUUUCCUUGGUCCUACUGGCGUCGGAAAGACGGAGUUAUGCAAGGCGCUUGCGGGUUUCCUCUUCAACGACGAGAAACGAGGAUUGAUCAACAUCAACAUGUCAGAAUAUCAUGACCGGCACACCAUCUCGCGGCUCAUCGGUGCUGCUCCAGGCUAUGUUGGCUUCGAGGAGGGAGGCCAACUGACUGAAGCUGUUCGGCGCAAGCCGUACGCCGUCAUCCUUCUGGACGAGCUCGAGAAGGCUCACAAGGACGUGGCGAUGAUCCUGCUCCAACUGCUAGACGAGGGAAGCCUCACUGACAGCCAAGGCCGCAAGGUUGACUUUAAGAAUACCAUCAUCUGCCUCACGAGCAACCUUGGGAGCGAUAUCCUAGCGCACAAGUCUGCCACGGACGGCGACGGCGUCGUCACCGAGGAAGCCAAGCGUGAGGUACUCGAACGCACGUCCGAGUUCUUCCCGCCUGAGCUGCUCAACCGACUCGAUUCGAUGCUCGUCUUCAACAAGCUGUCCAAGAACUCGAUCCUCCAGGUCGUCUCGCUUCGGCUCAAGGACGUUGCGGAGCGCCUGAAGGACCGGCGGAUUGAGCUCGACGUCGACGACGCGGCGAAGGAAUGGCUGGCUAAGGAGGGAUACUCCGACGUAUACGGUGCACGCGCCAUUGCACGCGUCGUCCGUACGGAUGUCCUGUUCCCCCUGGCGCGCAAGCUGCUUCAUGGCACCAUUCGCGAUGGAGACACCGUGUCCAUUCGUGUAAGCGAGGACGGCAACUCCCUCGACAUCAAGGACAACCACCCGCCGGAUAGCACGAUUGCCUCGAACCAAUCGGCAGCUCCCGUCGUCCCUGCGGACGACGUGGACUGAAUGAAUAAAUUCCCUCGGACAGAACAUCUACAUUAUUGCAUGUCUAUUUCUACACGAUAGUCGAAACACAACACACCACUCCAUCUGUAGCUAUACAUGUAUCAUAAAAUAGAACAUAACCGUAUGAUGAUAUAGAGAACUGGUCCUUGCUCUUGCUAUUACAGUUGCGCCGUCGACGUUUCAGGGGCAUGUCUUGGUUUCGCAUGGCGUCGUCCGCCGCGCCCUCCGCGGCCGGGUCGUGGAGCACCAAGUGCUUGCUCAGGGCCGGCCCGCUCAGCCGUAGAGCGAGGUUCGACGGGAUUUGGGACAUCCAGGUUCUUCGGUGCUUUCGUAGGUCGCUUUCCCUUCCUUGGCCCAUCUUUCUUCUUCUGCGGAUCGACCGGGUCCCGAGCGAGAAGCAGCUGCUCCUGCUGAAGCUGUAGCUCCUCCAGACGUAGCCUCUCCUCCUCGGCCGCCCACCAUCGCAGGAAGUCUUCUUCUUCCUGCCGUGCGCGCUCCUCCUCCUGGAUCUGUUUCAGCGACUUCUUGUUUUUGUCUUGUGGCAGCCCUUGCUCGAGCUGUGCCUGCUGUAUCGCGACGAGGGAUGGCGCCGGUCCUGGGACGGCGGGCGUGGCGACGGGCUGGACGGGAGGGAGCGUCCAUGCUUUGCCCGUUCCGCCAGAAGCUUUCCGCGCUAUGGAAGGGGACGAGUUGGAAGACGACGGCUGCCGCGCAGGCUUGAUCGUGGGCCCUUGCGCAUUGGCGGACGGCUGCGCACGCGGCUGCAAACCUGGUUUCAUCGGCGUGGACGGCCCCGAUGCGACAACCGGCCGCGUCUGCGCAAGCCCGGAUGAAGGGGGCGUCGCGCGCGGCGUAUCCAAGGCAGAUGGUGCGCGUGCAGGGACGGGAACGCCUGCACGCCACGUCAAAGUCGAGACGGGGGGUUCGGGCGCUAACACGGCGAGCGAAGUCGCGGGCGAGGAUACCUUGCGCCAUCCCCCCGCAAUAGGCACCCUGGAGGGCGAGGGGCCCGCAACCGGGGCCUUUCCCUUCGACGACGACGUCUCCGCCUCGGCCAUGAUUGACUUCAUGUCCGCCCUCGGCGCGUUUGUGAUUGGCUUCCAUCGCGGUGCGGAGGGUUUGCCAUCCGAUGCUGCAGGUAGCUCCGGCGGGCUUGUCAGAACUGGCGGUUCCAAGCUCAACGCAGGCACAGACGGCUCCGCAUCCAUUGCGAAGAUAUCGUCGCCCUCGCCGACCGCGGGCGCACGCACGGGUGUGGGCAACGUCGUCGGCUGCAGGCUUUGCUUCCUCCCCUUCUGCUCCUUAUACGGCGUCGGCGGCGACAAUCGCGGCGACGACUCCCUCUCUUUCAUCGGCGCUCGGGCAGAAGGCACGAUGGGCCUCGGCACGUCCUGCAUCUCCAACCAGUCCCCGAACACAGCGCGCGCUUUCUCCGCGAGCGCGCCGGACCGCGUCACGGGCGCGCGCCUCGCCUGCUCCGCGCGGACGAACGCACCGAGCGCGCGGACGAGCUCCGGCGCGAGGUCUGCGAGCAUCUGGCCCUCGAGCAGCGUCUCGAGGUGGAGCGCGAGGUAGCGCUGCACGCGCCGGACGAGCGGCCGGACGGAGUAGUACGUCGCGUCGGAGAGGACGGCGCACGCGUUGGCGAGGUUGACGAAGGGGAGAAGCGUGCCCGCGCAGAGGAGCACGAGCCUGUCAAGGUGCAGUUCCGUCGCGGCGGCGAUCACCUCGAACAUGAAAUCUACCAGCUCGUCCGUGCCCUCCACGAACUCGAGCACGUCAAACAUCGCCCCAGAGUCCUCCGCCCCGCACGCGUACGCGCACACAAACCGCAUCGCGCGCCAGCGCAAAUGGCGCAGAUCGACCUCCAGCACCCCGGAUCCCGUCCGCUCGCGCGUCCACGCCGGCUCGUCGAAGAAGCUCCUGAAGAACGGCGAGCGCGCGCGAAGGAGCAGAGAAUGGCAGCGCACGUCGCGGUCCGCGAGCCUGAGCACGACGUCGGGCGCCAGCAGGCGCGCAAGCCCUCUCCCUCCCGCCUUCUCCGCCGUCGUCGCAGCCGUAGCCUCGUACAGCGCGCGCACGUCGUCCCCCAUCGUCACCCUCACCGCGCGCUUCUCCAACGGGCCCAACGCCUCCUCCAGCGCCGGCAACUCCAGCACCUUCGCCAGCCCCACCAGCUCCCCUCUCACUCUCAUGGGGUCCACGCCGAGUUCCGCCAGCCGGCCGCGCAGCGCCCAGCUCACGCGCGAGUCCCACACCGCGAGCAGCUCGUCCGAGUACAGAUACACCCAGAGCACCAACACCGCGAGCGGACCGCAGCCCACAAACGCGAGCCGGGGCUUGCCCUCGCCGCCAUCCUCCGUCGCGCCGAGCCGCACCCGGACGUGCUGAGACCCGAUUUCGCCAGCGCCCGCGCGAAGGAGGGCCGCCAUCCUGGCCGAGCGCGCCGCGGCGACAAGCGCGUGCGCGGGGAACACGAGCCCGCCCUCCUCCACCCGCACUUCGAGAUUCGCGCCAUGCCGGCCCAUCUCGCCCGGGCGCGCGAACAAGCCGCACCCUCUCGCCUCUCGACACUCCCUAUCCUCCCUCAACAACCCGCACAGCCUCUCCAGCAUCCUCAAGUCCCGCUCGACCGCCUCGUUCCCGUCUUCCUCCUCCUCCUCCCCAUCUUCCUCCCGGAUCACCUUCACCUUGGCCUCCUCCUCCUCGUCGCCCUCGUCCUGCACCGCGGCGCACGGCCGCGUCCUCGUGCCCACCGGCACGUCCCCCACCGCUCCCCACGCCGCGAACGGCAUCAUCCGUCCCACAUCCACCCCGACCCCGCGCUGCUUCCACGCGAUGCGCUCCGGCCUCGCGUCCGCCCUCAACGCGCCGAACGCGCCCGUCUCGUUCGCGCACACCGCCACGACGCGCUGCAACCCCGGCACGCGCUGAAACCUCUUCCCCCCUUUUCCUCCUCCUCCUCCUCCUCCUCCCACCCCUCCCCCUGCCCCGCUGCCUCCACCCGCGCGCACGUACACGUGCCCCGACUCGGUGCACAACACCAACGCCCCGUCCGCGCCGAGCGCAACGUCCGUCGCCGCGCUGAACUUUUUGCGCCUGUCCCACGCGCGCUGCGGGCGCGGCUUCGCGAGCUCCGCCGGCGACGGGUCGCCGGGCGGCGGCGGCGGCGGGAGGGAGAACGUGAAGACCUCGCCGGCGGAGGAGAGCACGGCGAAGCCCGAGCCCGAAUUCGAGGCGGUCACCUUCCGCACGUGGAUCGCGGCCGGCGGGCGGUAGGGCGUCAUCUCGGACGGGAAGCAUUGAGCCGGGAAGUUGAUCUUGAAGCUGCGGUCGUUGUGGAUGCAGAUGAGCUCUUCGGACGCGAGCAGGCACGCCAUCGCGUGGUCGGUGAUCGCGAUCGCCUUGACCGGCUGCGUGAUCUUCGUCACGAUCCGGGGCUGAACCUGGACCGGCUGCGCGGCCCUGUCGUACCCCAACUGCCCGUGGUUCGUCCCCCACGUGAACACCUCCCGCUCCGUCCAACACGCGCUCGCCGUCUUGCACGCCGCGACGCCCCUCACCGCCUCCCGCCUCAGCGGCCCCAUGAUCCGCUUCGGCGUGCUCUGGACCAGGUCCCGUUCCUCCGCGGCGGCGGCGGAGGAGGGCGAGGGGUCGAUGGCGUAGCCGAGCUGGGAGAAGCGGUUGAGGCCCCAGGAGUAGACCUCGCCCGUGCGCGCGAGGGCGAGGGUGUGGUCCUGGCCGAGCGCGACGGCGACGAUGUCCGCCCCCGGGGGGAAGGCCGGCGUCGGGCCUAGGGGCUGGAGAGCGAACUGCGUCGUGUGCGCGGGCUGGGACGGCCCCAGCCUUCCCGUGGACGCGAACCCGCACGCGCGCACGUUGUCCCCUUUCGCCGCCGCCGACGACGAGGAUGUGGAGGAGGAAGGGGGGGAAGAGGUGACGACGACGACGGUGUGCAGCUUGGACAUGCCGACGGCGCGCACGGCGAGCGGGCUGAAGCGUGCGGCGAGCGGGGCGGUGGCGGGGACGGCGGUGGCGGGGCGGAGCGGGACGGGUUCGGGGAAGGCGCGGUCGGAGGCGUCGCCGAGGCCGAGGGCGGCGUUGCGGUUCGCGCCCCAGGUGUAGAGCUCGGCGCCUUGAUGGGAGGAGGGGGAGAGCGGGGAGGGCUUGGUGCCCUCGAGCGUGGCGUUGUAGAGGUCGUAGGCGGUGUAUCCCUCGAGAUCUUUGAGCGACGUGUCGGUGUCGGCGCGCUUCAGGAGUAGGAUUGCGGCGGGGAGGUUGCCGGCGUAGAGGGCGCGGUGGAGGGCCGUCCAGUGGGACUCGGCGUCGGCGAGGUUGACGUUGAUGCCGGGGUGGGCGAGCAGGAGCCGGACGCACUCGAGCGCGUGCGGCUCGACGGCGGCGCAGGCGAGGUGGAGCACCGUGCGCCCCAGCCAGUCCCUCGCGUUGACGUCGAGACUACCGCCCGCGCCCGAUCCGCCGCUGGCCGAGGAGAGCGGGCUGGGCUUGGACCACGAGCGGCCGCCGGACGAGCUGAGGUUGAGCGAGGACGCCUGUUUCGCGGCGGAGGAGGCGGUGAAGGCGGCCUUGGAGGCGUCCAGCUGGCGCUGAAACCGCUGCUGGUCGCGGAGGUGGAAGAGCGCAUGGAGGGCGCUCAUGCGGUGGGGGUCGAGGUGAGCAAGCCGCCGGUACGACUCGCUCGGUGCGAACUGGGACCAGGCGAUGAUCUACCUGGCGCGUUCGCGGUGGGCGUUUGGUCUCGAGGAAGGUGGCCUCGAGAGGUUGGGGGGUGAAGUAACGUUGGGCGUCGG